UCAGUUUCAAACAGCAGAAGCAUCACUAACCGUGCAGCACCGUUCAAAAAAAAAAUUCUUACAAUGGCCGUUAAGAUGAUCGUUUUCGCCACCUGCGUGGCCGCCGCUCUUGCACAAUACGCCGCCCCGUCGUACCCAGCGCAACACGCUCACGCCAUUCCCGCAUAUCCGGCGCCAAAGGCCUACGCUCAAGCCGAACACGCGUACGCCCCGACCCCGUACAACUUUGAGUACAGCGUGAACGACCCGCACACUUACGACGUGCACAGCCAGUCCGAGUACAGCGACGGAAACGGUUACGUCAAAGGAUCGUACAGCCUUUUGGAAGCCGACGGUUCCACCCGCGUCGUCGAGUACACCGCGGACGACCACAGCGGUUUUAACGCCGUGGUCAAGAACGAAGGUGGAUAUAAGACACCUUACAGUGCUCCUGCUCCUGCCUACAAGCCAGCUUACUCCGCUCCUGCUUACAAACCGGCCCGCACCAAGGACAAAUUAGGUAGCGAGAUGCGUGAUAAGUCACACACAGGACAGUUCAAGAAAAACAAAAUGGCGAUUAAGAUGAUCAUUUUUGCUGCCUGCGUGGCCACCACACUUGCCCAAUACGCCGCCCCGGCAUAUCCACAGCAACACGCAUACGCUCAAGCUGAACACGAGUACGCUCCGACUCCGUACAACUUCGAGUACAGCGUAAACGACCCACACACAUACGACGUGCACAGCCAAUCCGAGUACAGCGACGGAAACGGUUACGUAAAGGGAACUUACAGCCUUUUGGAAGCCGACGGUUCCACCCGCGUCGUUGAAUACACCGCCGAUGACCACAGCGGUUUCAACGCCGAAGUUAAGAAAAUCGAAGGACACAACCAAGGUUACAAGGCACCUUACAGUGCACCUGCCCCAGCCUACAAACCGGCUUACUCGGCACCAGCCUACUCAGCACCAACACACUCUGCUCCCGCUUACUCCGCUCCGGCCUACAAACCAGCAUACUGAUUUUUUUAGUAAUGCACUUUCUUCAAUCAUUUUUCCUAUUUUCUUUGUGAACUUCUCAAUUAUAUGGUUCACAUUGAAUCAUAGUUGCUAACUUAAACAUUAUCACUUUCAUAUUUAAAACGUUUAGCAUGAAUUCUGUGUUUAUUUUGUAAAUAUAUAAUCACAAAUGUGUAUUUAUUG
Messenger RNA from Melanaphis sacchari, 1176 nucleotides. Its product is annotated as cuticle protein-like. Gene Ontology annotation, cellular component: extracellular matrix. The record is from RefSeq and is a predicted model, not a curated record. The coding region runs from base 64 to 996 and encodes 310 amino acids. The transcript has 5 exons. Lineage: Eukaryota; Metazoa; Arthropoda; Insecta; Hemiptera; Aphididae.